AAAGUGUGCUAGUGCUUUUCGAGUUAGAUUAGUUUUGCUUUAAAUCGAAAACACGCAAGAUGAUGUUCUAUCACAGAAUUUCUAAACUUUGAUAUCUAUAAAUUCGGAUGUGGUUUAUUACGAAUUCACAGUUGUCUGACCACGAGGUCGUCGGGUGUCGUCCUAUCCAAGCCAACUCGCUUAGUAUAAAUAGUCGACAAUAAAAGGAAAAUUGGCACAUUGAAUUGUUUCUGUAAUGCCCGCGUCUUUUCUGAACCAUUAGACAUGCCCAACAGCACAAUAUUCAGAGGAUUUCUAACUGUCAACAAGUAACAGCGUCCACAGAGGCCAUCUGCACUCUAACCUAAAAGCACGUGUACUCAAACGGUGAGCGUGCAAGUGAGAGAGAAAGUGAAGAGUACGGUGGAAAGUACAGCAAGGAUUCACACUCACUUGGAUUCAUUUGACGUGAACAGCUGUUGCUGUUGCGCCCUUUCAGCAUGGCAACAACAGCCGACCAAGUGAUGGCACCUGCCCUGGUCCCGACCACCAAUGGACAACAAUCGAAGCUGAGUGUCGGACCUAUAUUGCAACCGAACGGCACGACCUUAAACUCAGAAUCCAAUCCAAAAAAGAAAAAAGAGCAGAAACAGCAUCAAUCGGAGAGCAUCGUAAAAGCACCUUCUCUCAAGCUAAAUGAAAUGUCCAAUCUAAAAACGAAAUUGGGAUCUGUGCCCAGCGCAAAGGAAACUCGGGUCUAUAAAAUUGUCCUAACUGGCGGUCCAUGCGGUGGAAAAACCACUGGCCAGAGUCGUCUAUGCACGUUCUUUGAGAAUCUGGGAUGGAAGGUAUUCCGCGUGCCUGAAACGGCUACAGUUCUACUCAGCGGAGGCGUCAAGUUCUCAGAUCUAACCGAAGAUGAGGACCCGCUCACGCCAAGCACCUUCGUUCACAAAGAGCUGCCUUUUGCUGCACCGGAGCACAGCAUGAUCGAUCUGACUGCAUCCUGUCCACGUUGCCUGGCCAAUGCUGCCUCCAAACCCUAUGUCAACGAAGCUUAUAAGUUUCAGGAGAACUUGAUCCGUACUAUGGUGCAAAUUGAGAAUACCUAUUUUGAGCUGGGUAAUUCGAGCACGCGCAACUGUUUGAUCAUCUGCGAUCGUGGCGUUAUGGAUGCCAGUGCAUAUAUCCGCAAGGAUAAAUGGGAGGAAAUGAUGGCAAGCAAUCAAUGGAAUCCAGUUGAGAUGCGCGACAAUCGCUAUAAUCAAAUCUUGCAUCUGGUCUCAGCUGCCAAUGGCGCUGAGGACUUCUACUCCACAGAGGAUCACGCCUGUCGCUCUGAGGGCGUUGAGCUGGCCCGUGAGCUGGAUUACAAGUCGGCGGCUGCCUGGGUGGGCCAUCCCUAUUUCGAUGUGAUAGACAAUUCCACCAAUUUUGAGACGAAAAUGAAUCGCAUGAUUGAAUCCGUGUGCCAAAAGCUGGGCAUCGAUACGCGCGAUCGUUUGCAAGCUACCUCAAGGAAGCUCAAAUUCUUGGUUAAGGGCUUGCCGCCUGAUAGCGUAUUCCCGGCGUUCCAGGACUUCGACGUUGAGCAUCGUUAUCUACUGUCGGGUGGACCCAAUGUACAGGCGCGUCUGCGCAAACGCGGCCAGAAUGGUCACUGGAGCUAUAUACAUACGCAGCGUCGUCCCGAUGUGAAUAACCGGGAGCGCAUUGAGGUCAAGACUCAGCUAACGCAUCGUGACUACAUAAAUUUGCUGGCCCAGAAAGAUGAGGCGCACUUUACCAUCUAUAAGACGCGUCGCUGCUUUUUGAUCAACAAUCAAUAUUUCCAACUGGAUAUCUACAAGGAGCCAUGUCAUCCACGCUGCAAAAACUUGAUACUAUUGGAGACGUACUCCUCGUUGUCCGGCGAUGCGCUGCAGAAAUGUAUGCCCACCUUUUUGAAUAUUGUGAAGGAGGUUACCGGCGAUCCGGAAUACUCAAUGUUCAAUCUGUCAUUACGAGAGGACUGGAAAACCUGCCGGUCGACGGCGCAUGCUCCUAAAAAGGGCGACACAAAGGGCGUAGCACCCAAUCCAACGGUGCUCAAUGGGCAUUAGAAACUAGAAUCUCUACUAAAUAUAUAUAUAUAUACACACACACACACACCUAUGACCACACAACCCUAACAAGCGACCAUUUUACCAUAAUCUAAUUAAUAAGAGAACAAUUCUAUCUAUAUAAAUAUUUGUAAAUUGGGCUUAAGACCUUCGUUUGGCCAUCAAAAUUAUUCAAUAAUUUGUAUAAUAAAUAUCACUAAUUAUGAUUAAUUAUAAUUAUGCCACUUUUGUUACCCUACCUCGCGCUAAAUUUUCAUUCGUUACUUAUUUGUGUGUACUUAAAAAACACAAUUGUGGAUUUGCUCAAUUGUGUUACCAAAGUGCAGAGUCUAGUGUAAUUAAGCAGCAAAUUAAUCAAUAUAUGUAUAUAUAUAAGAUUGUAUGUGUGCAUUGAUUGUACUUAAUUUUUAUGUUUCGUUUGCCCGCCAUAACCCAUACAUGGCCAAUAACAAUAUAUAUAAGCUGUAUGUGUAAAUGUAAAAGUGUAUUUGUUGUUUUAGUUGUAUUUCGUGUGUGUGUCUAUGCAGCGAUUGCUAUAUUUAAUGCUAAUGCAACAACAAAAACACUUUAAAAAAUCAUGUUUCCUUUGUAAACCUUUUUAGGAAAAAAAAAUAAAAUAAAAUAAAUUACCUAUGAGAAGACCACCAAAAACAAAAAA
This is a messenger RNA of Drosophila arizonae, 2739 nucleotides long. RefSeq names its product TRPL translocation defect 14 (gene Ttd14). Gene Ontology annotation, biological process: photoreceptor cell maintenance. NCBI's taxonomy places the organism in Eukaryota, Metazoa, Arthropoda, Insecta, Diptera, Drosophilidae. Gene Ontology annotation, molecular function: phosphatidylinositol binding; phosphatidic acid binding; GTP binding. The record is from RefSeq and is a predicted model, not a curated record.